GUAUCGAAUUCCCAGAAUCCAACCCAGCAAACAACUCUGAACUCUCUCUCCUCUUCUCGAUUCCCCUUUUUUGUCUCUCUAAUUUUCACUCUCUUUUCUGUUUAUCGUUUCGAAAUCUUGGGUUCUCUCUCAUUCUUGCAAAGCCAGCCAAUACUAGACUAUAUAGUCUCGUGUUCUUCAAAUAUGGAGGUUGAAACCCAUGCUUUAGCUUCUCCUUUCCAUUAUAAAAUGGACAUUUCUACUGAUUUCCUAGUCACCGAUUCUCCUGACCUGCCGCUGGCGGUGGAUUCUCUAAAAAUCGAUGGUCAUCAGUCUAUGGAGUCCGGUGAUCGGGAAUGCAAGGAAUUUGAAAUGCCGGUGUUGACUGAUGAGGGUGGUGUCCUGAAGGAUCCCACCGGAAAUUUGCCAGUGGCGAAAGUGUCAGAAGGCCCAUGCACUGAUAGUGCGGCUGUGAAGCUGCAGAAGGUGUACCGCAGUUAUCGCACCAGGCGCAGGUUAGCCGACUCCGCAGUGGUGGUGGAAGAGCUCUGGUGGCAAGCGAUAGACUUUGCGAGAUUGAACCACAGCACAAUUUCGUUUUUCAAUUUCUUUAAACCAGAAACUGCAGCUUCUAGGUGGAAUCGUGUUACUUUGAAUGCUUCCAAGGUGGGCAAGGGACUAUCGAAAGAUGCUAAAGCGCAAAAAUUGGCUUUUCAGCAUUGGAUUGAAGCUAUUGAUCCAAGGCAUCGUUAUGGGCAUAGCUUGCAUAUAUACUACGAAGAGUGGUGUAAUACAAAUUCUGGUCAACCAUUUUUUUACUGGUUGGACAUAGGAGAUGGUAAAGAACUUGAUCUCAAAGAAUGCCCAAGAUCUAAGCUUCGGCAACAAUGCAUUAAGUAUCUAGGACCUCAAGAGAGAGUACAUUAUGAGUAUAUUGUUGUCGAAGGAAAAAUUACACACAAGCAAACUGGGGAUCUCCUUGAUACAUCCAAGGGAUCAAAAGGAACUAAGUGGAUAUUUGUUAUGAGCACAUCUAAGAGGGUGUAUGCUGGUGAGAAAAAGAAAGGACUUUUCCAUCAUUCAAGCUUCUUGGCAGGGGGUUCUACAUUAGCUGCUGGAAGAUUAAUGGUAGAGAAUGGAAUUCUUAAGUCCAUUUCUCCAUACAGUGGACACUACCGGCCAACAGAAGAUAGCUUUGACAGAUUUUUAUCCCUUCUCCAGGAUAAUGGCGUGAACCUUGAUGAGGUCCAGAUAAACAAGGCCAAUGAAGAUUCUGAUGUCUAUGUUGAUGGCAAAUCCGUUGCAAGUGGGAUGAUGCUUGAAGUUUUAAGCAAGUUAAAGCCUCCUGAACCUGAUAUUGUCAGCGAAGAGAAAGAUUCUGCAACAGAAGUAUCUCAAAUUGGACAAAAUGAAACCAAAGGAGAAUACAAAAGGACUUUAUCUGGUGGUCUUCGAAGCCCAAGAGCUGAAGUACCACAGAAGGCUAUCUUGCAUAGAAUCAAUUCUAAGAAGGCAGCAAAAUCUUACCAACUGGGCCAUCAGCUUUCACUCAAAUGGUCAACAGGAGCUGGACCAAGAAUCGGGUGCGUUGCUGACUACCCGGUAGAACUUAGACAACAAGCUUUAGAAUUUGUUAACCUAUCUCCAAGAAAUCCACCUACGCCGUCUUCCUACAGGCUGAUCGCGGGUCUGGCAUCACCUACAACACAAUCCACAGCAGAUAUCCCUACUGGCGAUGAGAAGUGUUAAAUUUCCUUACAAUGCUUUUUGCCUAGUGGAUGCUCAAUGGAUGUAAGUAGCUAGUAUGUUCUUUGUCACUUCAGCCUUUCUGGAAUGCUAAAUAAGUAGUAACAUCAUCUUGGUUGCA
This is a messenger RNA of Manihot esculenta (cassava), 1846 nucleotides long. RefSeq names its product IQ domain-containing protein IQM3. The record is from RefSeq and is a predicted model, not a curated record. Lineage: Eukaryota; Viridiplantae; Streptophyta; Magnoliopsida; Malpighiales; Euphorbiaceae. Bases 184 to 1728 code for a protein of 514 amino acids. The transcript has 9 exons. Gene Ontology annotation, molecular function: protein binding.